AUGCUCAAGCGCGCCGCUUCCCUUCAGCCUGGCUCCAAAGACCUAGCUGGAAAGCUGGCGUUGCUCGAGUUGUCGGGUAACGUAUUUCAAGCUUACCUCAAGAAGAACGUUACCAAGAAGGAAAUCGGUCCUGCAAUAUCCGCUUGGUUUAAGCAUCUCAACCAGAACCAGCACAUUCUCGGCGACCCAACGCUCAUCAACGUCUUGUUUUUCGACAACCCGGUUUUUUCGUCCUUUGAACCCACAGAGGAUGAACAGAUAGCGUUCGACCGACAUUUUCUCGCGAUCGAUGCCCGAAUACAAGAUUCCAAGCUGCCGGGUGACCAGAACUCUACCACCACAAGCAAACCCCCAGACUACAAGCCCCCACCGUCCCUAAGAAAACUCGUAAACGAUGCAGUGAUUACUGCCACCCACGUCGAUGGUCCGUCCACUUCCAAAUCAACACCCAAGUCCCCGUCGGCCCCAGAGCCUAACAGGACCAAAACCUCUGCCCAAGUCGAAGCUAAACCCGCCAGACCACCGAACUUCUCAUUGGCUCCCACAGUUGUAGUCCCUUCACUGCCCACCAAGCCUCGCACCGUGAAACCAACCCCUCGGCCCUUCUCGCAUGCGACACAAACAUCCGAGCGGGAUGGUAGCAAGAAAUUCGACACAGCCAAGUCCGCAAACGCCGAUCCUGCAGAGACCCAGCCUAGCAUCAGCGGACACCAGGCAACGAAGCCAGAGAGCAGGCACUCUGGCUCGACCAAGGCGAAGGUGGCCAAGCGUAAGCGUGAGGAUACCCCCGCAGCCAUGACUGCAGCGGAUGUUCCUUGCAGCACCUGCGCUCGGAAAGGCACCGAGUGCUUGGUUUACAAGCCAAACGUAGCGUGCUGGCCAUGCAGCAAGAACCAUCGCAGUGGAUGCGACUUUUCAAGGAUUCAGAGGGUUGAUGGCCAGUUCGUCGCUGUGAAGGAGGAAGCUGUCGAUGUUGAUAUCCCGCCGCCCAAGAAGAAAAAGAAAUCGAAGGCCAGGAAAGCAGCUGAGUCGCAAGAGCCCGAGACAAGCAGGGAUGAACCACGAUCCGAAUCAGCGAUGGGCAUCAAGACCCAGGAUGAUCGCGAUGAGAGGCCCAAUACAAAGGCUAAGAACAAAAACCUUGGGCCUGCGAAGAAAUCGCCAGAGGUCCUCGACGAUACCGACGACGACCGUUUAACGCCAUUGCCCGGGCAACCCCAUGGGCCCCUCCCUCAACGGAAGCGCCCCGCUGAAUGCAACCCACCCGCACCCCCGCAGGAUCUGACCUCCCAAUUCGCACCGCCAGCGCCUCCCGCCGAACAACAGCAACCCGCACCCCCGCAGGUGCUGUCUUCCCAAUUCCCACCGCCAGCGCCUCCCGCCGAACAACAGCAACCCGCACCCCCGCAGGUGCCUUCAUCAGCGCAACCCGCCGACGAAAAGGAAGCUGCAGUUUUGCCGCAGUCAAACCAACUGCCACCUGGCGAUACCUCAGCUGCCCCCGCAGGUUCGAAGGCUCACGGUAAUGUGAUUUCAGUUGAAGGACCCCAUCCCAGCGAACUCGUCGAUCACUCUGUUCUCGACACGCUCAAUGACUUCGACAACCGUUUGUUCGGCAUGGAGGGGAAGGUGCGGGCGGUCCAGUCGGCUGUGAACGUCCUCGUCUCGGCGUCCAACGAAACGCCGCAACUCCCAUCACGCCUAUCUAACCUGGAAACUCUGUUACAAGAGACUCGGGAUGAACUGUCGGCCACUCAGAAGCAAGUCAGGGAGCAAGCUUCCCUCAUUGCGGACUACCGGAAUAACGUCACUCUCCUCAACGCGAUUCUGGGUGCCAACACGUUCUGGCAACAGCUGAACCUCAAUAUGCUGUCGUCAUCCCGGCCCUUUGGACAGGCUCCUGACCACCAGGAUGCCCAGGGUUCCUCUUCGCAGGGCCACCAUGUUUCGGACCAAAGCUCCUAUUUCGGCGAUUCCACUUCGAUCCCAAACCCCCCGCCCCCCGACCAAAAUUCGGUCUCGUAUUACCGACAUGCAGCUUCCUCCAACUUGAAUCCGCCAUCCAACGGUAACGCCCGGUUCGCAGAACAAUCCCUGCCUUUGGAGAUGAACACCCAACAGCAGUCCUCCUCUGGCCCUAGUUUGCACCCAACUAGGGAGCUCGCUGGAAACGCGACGUCGCUCAAGGCGCCCCCAACCCCGCUGACGAUCCCAGAAGACUUUCCGCCACUGUCACCUGUCAAGUUCCAGAACUUUCUUCAGCAACUCUCAGUCACUGUCCCACCCCCACCUUUCCCCACCUUCGGUCCUGCGAAGUCAGAGGUAUCGACAGGUCCGCAACCUCAGUCCGCCUCCACGUCCACCUCGGCGAACACCCAGUCCGGAUCGAAACACGGAGACAAUAGCAAACCAGAGGUCUCCUCAACGGGUCCGCAGCCUCGAUCUGCCUCCGCAGCCAGGUCCGGUCCCAAUGAGCAGCAAUGGGAGGGUUUUGACUCAGGGAACUGCCACCCCGCAGCAACUCAAUCCCGCGACGACGUCGAACGACCUGGCGCCACUGGUCCCCAUUCUACUGGCGGUAUGUCACACAAUCAGGAUAGAGCAGGAGGAGGAGCAGUACAACCGACUGUUCACGAAGUGGGUGAGGGAUCCAGCAGAGGACCCGAGGGAUCGUCUCAGUUAGAGGGAGCAGACAAUAUGGAUUUACAGUCAUGA
Coprinopsis cinerea okayama7#130 is the source of this 2715-nucleotide messenger RNA. RefSeq lists its product as hypothetical. The record is from RefSeq and is a predicted model, not a curated record. The transcript is spliced from 9 exons. The coding region runs from base 1 to 2715 and encodes 904 amino acids. NCBI's taxonomy places the organism in Eukaryota, Fungi, Basidiomycota, Agaricomycetes, Agaricales, Psathyrellaceae.